Exophiala xenobiotica is the source of this 1599-nucleotide messenger RNA. RefSeq lists its product as uncharacterized. Gene Ontology annotation, molecular function: carbohydrate:proton symporter activity. The record is from RefSeq and is a predicted model, not a curated record. Gene Ontology annotation, biological process: carbohydrate transport; transmembrane transport. The transcript has 7 exons. Gene Ontology annotation, cellular component: membrane. Lineage: Eukaryota; Fungi; Ascomycota; Eurotiomycetes; Chaetothyriales; Herpotrichiellaceae. Bases 1 to 1599 code for a protein of 532 amino acids.
AUGGUCGGGGCUGCUGUAUCGGCGAACCCCCUCAAACUCGACGUGCGAAGCCAUGCAAAGUGUAUUGUCAUAUGCGUGAUUGCGACGUUGUCGACGUUUCAAUAUGGUCUCGACUAUGCGCUCGUCGGUGGGUUUUUGUCGAUGCCCGGUUUCCUUGAAGUCUUUGGAUACUAUGACGACGAGUUGAAGAAAUGGAAUAUCGACUACACCGUCCAACAACUCAUUUCCUCGCUCAUGACGAUCGGCACGUUCCUCUCGUCAUUGCUCGUGGGCCCCUUCAGCGCCAGAUUCGGACGACGACACGGCCUGUGGGCGGCGACGGUGUUGAACUUCGUCGCGACGAGUAUCCAGCUCGGCACAACGAGUAAGGCUGCGUUGUACGUGGCGAGGUUGAUUCUCGGUAUAUCUGUCGGCUGGUUCUUGACGUUCGCUCAGCUGUACGUCCACGAGGCUGCGCCCGCCCAUCUCCGCGGCAUCUCGUUUGCCGUUUACCAGGUCAUGCUUUCCGUCGGGUCCAUCGUGGGCGCGUCCGUGGACUACGGCACGCACAAAAUGAAUAACAGACGAUCAUACCAGGUCCCGCUGGCCAUCUUCUUUGUAGCACCGACCCUACAGUCCGUGCUGUUGUUCUUUUUCGCCCCGGAGAGCCCGCGCUGGCUGAUGACGCAGCGAAAAGAAGCUGAAGCGGAAAAAGCCCUGCGUCGACUGCGAAAUCCGAAUAUUGACGAGCUCGAGUUCCAGGCUGAAUACAAUGAGAUCCGCCAAUCGACUCGGGAGCAGCUGGAGCAGAAUAAAAAGGCCUUGUUCCUUGAGAUGUGGCGUGGCACAAAUCUCAGACGUACGUUGCUGUCGAUUGCGGUGGUGUGUUUCCAUUCGGCAAAUGGGUCGAGCUGGGUGAAUAUCUACACGACGUACUUCCUCGAAAUAGCACAGGUCAAGCAGCCAUUCCAGUACUCCAUCCUGGUUACUUGCACAGGACUCAUCGGCGUCUUGACCAGCUUCUUCUUCGUCCGACUGAUCGACCGCCGGACGGUUAUGCUGGUUGGGAUUUCGGCUUGCGCCAUCUGUCAGCUCGUCCCGGCAAUUGCAUGGACCAAGAAUCCUGGUACUGAGGAGACGGGCAAGGUUGUGGUUGCAUUCAUCGCGCUGUUCACCUUUUUCUACGUUGCAUACGCACCAUACGCUUGGCUCCUAGGCGGUGAAUACGUCAACAAUCAAAUGCGAGCCUUCACAUUCGGUCUGGCAACGGCCUUGAAUUUCCUGGGUAACUGGGCGGGCACAUUCAGCGCGCCGUACUUUAUCAAUCCGGCAAAAUUCGGUUGGGGCCCCAAGUACGGGUAUAUCUGGUUCGCGACGAAUGUGGUAUGUGUGGUGUUUACCUGGUUCUUCCUGCCGGAGACGAAAGAUCGUACACUCGAAGAGAUCCAUGAGAUGUUCGAGGCGAGACUGCCCGCGCGCAAGUUCAAGGGCUAUGUUUGCGUGGGUGUGGAGGGCUAUGCUGCGGAAGCGAUGGGCAAGGAUCUGGCAGAAAGGAAGGGAUUGGCUAUGCAGUCGACACAUGUGGAAGAAUUGCCUCAUCAGGAGGACAGAAGGGUGUGA